GAUAAACUUGCGCUUUUUAACAUUUUAAUUAAACUAGGCUAUGCUACGGCGUGUGAUGUUUGUAACUUUUGGAUUUGUUCUUUUUUGACAUAUUAGUAACUUGAGAUUUCAUUGCCAAGGCAGUUCAUAGAAUGGUGACUGGCAUUUGUAACCUGCUUUGUGGAUAUUGGUCUCUAUUGGAAAAUUGUAGCUGAGAAGACUUUUAUUAUGAUACCCGGAAGUUGGAGCCUUUCGUUGUCAACACUGUUGGCUGGUAUGACUAUGCAGUUAUCUAUCUCGUUUGCGGUGUUAUGUCUGUAAAAUAUUUAGAUGAUGUAUAUCAAUUGAUUAUUAAUUAUUGAAUUCGCUUUCGCUUCUCAUAAGCUAGUCUGUUUACUUCCGAAUAGCCUUGACAUGCGCUCAUGCAUCAAGAGCCUCACAAACAUAAACGUAGUUCUUUCAUGGUCCACCAUCCAGGCAUAAUUUUUCAGAUACGCCUAUUCUGUUCUUCAACUAACCGAUGGAAUUCGUUAUGAGUUGCAACAGUUAAUACAGGUAGUAAUCACAGACUUAUAACAUGACUUUACAAGUAGGUUGCCUAUCCUUCAGGCAGCCCUACGCAGGCUUUGUCUUGAAUGGAGUGAAAACUAUCGAGACGCGGUGGCGACCUCUUUUGGCUGAGAUGAGGAACUGUACUCUUGCCAUUCACAUCGCUCAGAAGGACUGGGAAUGCGAUGAGUGGAGAGAUAUGCUUGCAGGGCCUUUGGGAAUGACUGACAGGCAGAUACAAGAACUUCUGGAUUCUGGCGAAAGAUUUGGCAGAGGAGUUGUUGCAGGUUUGGUGGAGGUCGGGGACACCUGGUGUUGUCCCGAAGAUCAAACAGAGGCUGAGCUGAAGGAAUUUGAGAGGGAAGCGGUUCUGACAGGACUGCCUCAGAAAUACCUCACCCGUCUGUCCAACCCACGCUGGCUUCAGCAACCACUCUAUGCUCGAGGACAUAAAGACAAAUGGACUAUAGAUAUCCCAUUGAAGUUACUCCCCUCUUCUCUGCCAGCGGCUGAUUAACUGCAUUGCUGUAACAACAUUUUGUUACUUUCUUUAAAUACAUUUGUUUCAUAUGUAUUUUCUAGAAUCUUCUUUGUUCAUAUCCCUCUUCACCUUACUUUCAGAGAAAUAAGCUAGCCAGAAAUGUCUGAAAUGCUUCAUAUUUUUAUUAUAUCCAAAAAGUAUAAAUGUAAUCUUAAAUACAUCUGAAAAAAAUAUGAAAAUGUUAUGAAUCUGUGCUAGGGUAAACUCGAGUGUCGACCAAAGGAGUUUGGAGGAUGGCCAUCACGGCUGUUGCUGCCAUUGUCAUUGUCGGUGUGUUGAAUGUUGGGUGCCGCAGUGGCUGAGAGAACCUGGGUCAUAGCCAGCAUCACCUGUAGAGACAGCCAGAUUGCCGUCUGCUCUUGGAGGUAGUCUACACCCCGGCUCAGAGAGGAAACUGGCUCCUCCACAGCCGCGGUCACAGGAAAUGAUUUGAGCAUAGACUGAUAACUAGAAGUGCACGGUGUCAUGAUAGAAUCGGCUGCAGGGAUGGUUGGGUUGUUGCUCUUCUUUGCCAUGCAUCUUUUGCCAACUUCUGUCAUUUCACUCAGAUGUUGAGAACUUGGACCAGGAGCUGAGAUGGAUGUCGUGAUCUGAAGAGGCUUGGCCAUUCUUUGCCCUGAGCCUGAUGGGGUUUCGUUUGUGACGCUUGUACCCAAUACCUCCCCCAAGUGGGGUUUCCUCUGAGAUCUCUUCACCAGGCAUAGAAGGUCUGGGCACCCACGGCGAAAGCUGCAGUGUUGAUAGCACUCUAGCUACAUAAGGAAAAGCAAGUUUUUAGAAUACAGUAAUAUUACAUUCAUAGCAUUUUAAUCAAAUAGGAGAGUCUAAUCAGUUUCUUACCUUGGUGACACAUUUUGGCUCAGACAUGAAGCAGGUCAGUGAAGCAGCACCCUCCCAGAGUGAGCCGGCCUUUCUGAACCCAUACAUGUUGAGCUGACGGAAAAAACUGUGGAUGUUUUUGGUGUGAAAAAGUCUUGGGGGUUCUUUCCUUUCAAGCACCUCCUUUACGAAAAGGUCCUCAUCAAUGACAACAUAUAUUCCAGUUUCGUCCCAUCCAAUUGACUUAAAUUCUGGAUUCUCAACAAUAUACCACAUUUUCUUUGGAAAUAGUAGGGUGAACACAUCAACUUGAUCUGCAACUUCAACAUCAUUUUGGGUUUGUUGCUCCUCAAGCCGUGGCUUCUUGACAAUCACCUCUUCUGACAGCACUCUGAAUGCUGCUUUCUCCAGGGUAGAUCUCAGGUCCUGGUCCUCAUCCACUAAGGGAUCUGUAGUGGUGACACUUGAGUCACACUUGUCUUGAUCCCUUUUUAUUUUUAAACUAUUCUGGGUAGGUUUGUCCUCCUCUCCCAAAUUGACAUCCACAGCUUCUGCUGGUAUAUCCUGACUAAUUUCGGACAUUGUAUAUGACAGGGAGGCAGAUCUAAAAUGUCACUGCAGGUAUUUUUUGCAAUAGACUACUGGCUGGCUAAACCAAACUUUAGGAAUAUUCUAAAUAAAUGGGUUCUUUGAUGUGACGCCAUAAACAAUAAAAACGCUAAGUCAAACGUCA
This is a messenger RNA of Clupea harengus (Atlantic herring), 2621 nucleotides long. Its product is annotated as protein EOLA1. Lineage: Eukaryota; Metazoa; Chordata; Actinopteri; Clupeiformes; Clupeidae. The record is from RefSeq and is a predicted model, not a curated record.